Molecule: messenger RNA, 437 nt
Organism: Cokeromyces recurvatus
Lineage: Eukaryota; Fungi; Mucoromycota; Mucoromycetes; Mucorales; Mucoraceae
Exons: 2
Source: RefSeq, a predicted model, not a curated record
GACAAAUUUAGUAAUUUAUUGAAGGAUUUUAUCAUGUCUGCAUUUAUUGUAAUAUAAUCAAAAAAAUAAAAUUGUACUGCAUCCAUAGUUAUAUAUGUAUAAUUGACGUCCAAUAUACUUGAAUAGGCAGGGCAAACCUGCUAAAACUACUGAUAUGAAUGCUGACAUCAGAAACGAUACGAUAAAAAAAAAAUCAAAAAGUUGAUCAAAUGCGUAAUUUUUUUUUUUUAAACUUUUGAAAUCUCUUCAAUGAUAAAUACUUUUUCGAAGAAUGGAAUGGACAACCUUUUCAAUGAGCAUGGUGAAAGAGUUUAUAAUCCCAUGAAAGGUGUCUUGACAGAAAUGACAGACCCAAACAUUGUACUUGAAGCAAUAACUAGCUGGCUGAGCUGCAAGAGUUAUUUGGCUAAUAAACUUGCUGAAAAGAAAUAUUGUGG